AUGGAGCUCUCAGAAUUCAUUGAAGCUCCCAGAGUUCAUGAUGCAUUCAUGAGAAAAGGACCGCGACCGUCACAAGUAGGAGAUAUAUGCAUAUUUGGGCAUCAUUUAAUUUUUGCACCAUCUAAUCCACAAAAUGAUACGACUAAUCAAAAUUUGAAUAAUGAAGAGUUCUGGUUGCUUCAUAAAGCCGUAGACAGAGUUUUAUGUGAGCCAAUUUCAAAAGAACAACCUUCAAAAGGAGGAUUAUUAGCACUAAAAUGUAAAAACUUUCUGAUAAUAAUUUUUGAAAUUUCCGACCUGGAGCUCUGCCGAGCUGCUGCUCGUUCCAUUGAAUCUCUUUCCAAUCUAAAUGGAGUUGUUCACGACUACGCCUUCUUUUAUAACUCGCCAUUUACAAUUCUCGAUGAUGGUUGGACUGCGUUCAAUCCAGAGCAAGAGUUCGCACGUCUAAUGACUUUCUCUGAUAAUUUUCGAAUUUCUAGCGUUAAUGAAAACUUUUCCAUUUGUCCUUCUUAUCCUGACAAAGUGAUUGUUCCGAAAGGAAUUGGAGAUGAUUAUUUGAAGAUUUCAGCCACUUUUAGGGACGGAGGAAGAUUUCCGGUUUUAAGCUAUUUUCAUAAAGAAACGAAAUCUCCGUUAAUUCGAUGCGGUCAGCCACUUAUUGGUCCAACUAAUCGUCGAUGUCGAGAAGACGAAACUAUUCUUAAUUCGCUUCUCACUGUAAACCGCGGGUUCAUCAUUGAUACUCGCACGAAAACAGCAGCGACAUCUGCAAAAGCGAAAGGGGGUGGAAGCGAACCACAAGGAAAUUAUCGUCAGUGGAAAUAUCUUCAUUGUCCGAUUCCGAAAAUGCGCGAUAUUCACGAUGCUCUUACAAAAAUCGUUGACGCGUGCUCCGACCGCAAAAUAAGUUCGGAUCGUUGGGUUAAUCGAAUCGCUUCAUCAGGAUGGCUUUCGGCCGUGGCAGCUUCUCUAGAAUGUGCAGCAAAUGCUGCGCAAUGUAUUCAUUGCGAAGGAACAAAAGAAGUACCCGUCGUUAUUCAUGGCGGCGAAGGAACUGAUACCACAUUGAUCGCUUGUGCUUUAGCACAAGUGAUUCUCGACACCGAUGCCCGAACAAUCCGUGGACUUGAAUCGGUCAUCGAAAGAGAAUGGAUCUGUGCUGGACAUCCAUUCAGUCUUCGCAAUGCUCAUUGCGCUUACGCUGAAGGAACAAUCACCGGUCCUUUCGAGAGCCCAGUGUUUUUAGUCUUUCUUGACUGUCUUUUCCAGAUGGUAUCGCAAUAUCCAUUAUCGUUCGAAUAUGAUGAAUCAUUCUUAAUCUUCCUUUUCGAACACGCUUAUGCAAGCGAAUUUGGCUCAUUUGUUGGAAAUAAUGAGAAGGAGAAACAAGAGUAUCAAGUUAAACAGAAGACCGUAUCGUUGUGGUCUCAUGUUCAUCAUCCAGAAACAUUGAAACAGUUUGUUAAUCCAUGUUAUGAUCCAGAACCUGGAGUCCUUUGGCCUUCAAUUGCUCCACAAUCGAUUAAAAUUUGGGAGCGCCUAUUUUUCCGUUGGCAGCGCCGUGAAUCCAAUUGGUCUUCACAAGAAACGGAAACAAUUCAAAAACUUGCAGAACAUUGGCAAUUACGCGAAAAAGAACUUAUAAGUAAAGCUUCUUUUUUGAGAAGGAGCGUUGCCGAAUUAACUAAAGAGUUACGUUCUCUUGGAGUACCCACCUCAUAG
This is a messenger RNA of Caenorhabditis bovis, 1725 nucleotides long. NCBI's taxonomy places the organism in Eukaryota, Metazoa, Nematoda, Chromadorea, Rhabditida, Rhabditidae. The record is from the annotation of a GenBank genome assembly.